AUGCAGAAAUCUUUUCUGGAUGAAGUGGAUCUUCUAGUUGUAAAAGAUAAUAAAAUAGAGCUUUUGGAUGACGGGAUUCUGAUUACGGUUUUUCAUAUUGGGUCAGAUGAACAUCAGGACAUUGAUGUUGCAAUACUUACAGCAUUGUUAAAAGGCACAAAUGCAUCUGCAUUUGACCAGCUUGUUCUUACACUUGCGUGGGAUAGAGUUGACAUAGCCAAAAAUCAUGUUUUUGUUUAUGGGCAACAAUGGCUGGUUGGCUCUCUGGAGCAGGCUAUGUUAGAUGCCCUUGUGAUGGAUAGAGUUGCAUUUGUGAAACUUCUGAUUGAAAAUGGAGUAAGCAUGCACAAAUUUCUUACAAUUCCCAGGCUGGAAGAACUUUAUAACACAGGUGGAGGUGAUGGGGUGUCAAUAGGGAUGGCUGCCUGGUGUGAGGGUAGAGUUGGGAAGUGUGUGCUGUCUGGCUGCUGUGUAGUGCCACAGGUGCUUCCUGGCUCUCCAGAAAUGGUACCAGAAAUAGUUUGUCAGCAGGAUGCUCAUCUGUAUCUGAUGCUGGGGAGAGAUAAAAGAGGAAAUCUUGUUCGGGAUGUCAAACAGGGAAAUCUCCCUCCAGGAUAUAAAAUCAACUUGAUUGAUGUGGGGCUGGUUAUUGAAUACCUGAUGGGAGGAACCUACAGAUGCACCUAUACAAGAAAACGCUUUAGAGCUGUAUACAAUAGUCUCAGUGGAAGCAACAGGGUAUGUGGCAGUUGGAUAACAAGGCAUUCUUUUGGUAACAGAGCAGAUAAGAAAGAAAAAAUGCGCCAUAAUCACUUCAUCAAAACAGCGCAGCCGUACAAACCAAAGGUACAGAUCAUCUUACUUCAUGGAAAAAAGAAAAGAACCAAAGAUGAAAUAGUAGACAUAGAUGAUCCUGAAACAAGACGUUUUGCUUAUCCUCUCAAUGAGCUGUUACUUUGGGCGGUGUUAAUGAAGAGGCAGAAGAUGGCCCUCUUCUUCUGGCAGCACGGGGAGGAGUCCAUGGCAAAAGCUUUAGUUGCUUGCAAAGUGUAUCGUUCAAUGGCAUAUGAAGCAAAACAAAGUGACCUUGUUGAUGAUACAUCUGAAGAACUGAAACAGUAUUCCAACGAGUUUGGUCAACUGGCAGUUGAACUGUUAGAACAGUCCUUCCGACAAGAUGAAACUAUGGCAAUGAAACUACUAACCUAUGAGCUUAAAAAUUGGAGCAAUUCAACUUGUCUGAAGCUAGCAGUGUCAUCAAGGCUUCGUCCAUUUGUAGCACAUACUUGUACACAGAUGUUGUUAUCAGAUAUGUGGAUGGGAAGGCUGAACAUGAGGAAGAAUUCAUGGUACAAAGUGAUACUGAGUAUUUUACUCCCUCCUGCUAUACUGCUGUUGGAAUAUAAGACCAAGGCUGAAAUGUCACAUAUUCCUCAAUCUCAAGAUGCACAUCAAAUGGCAAUGGAUGACAGUGAAAACAACUUCCAGAAUGCAGCAGAUGAAAUACCUAUGGAGGUGUUUAAAGAAGUAAGGAUCUUGGACAGUACUUUUGAAAAACAUGAUAUGGAGACUCCAGCAAAACCUAAAAGACUUCCAAUAACACAGAAAUUUUAUGCGUUUUAUCAUGCACCGAUUGUGAAGUUUUGGUUUAAUACGUUGGCAUACUUAGGAUUCCUCAUGCUCUACACAUUUGUGGUUCUUGUAAAAAUGGAGGAAUUGCCAUCCGUCCAGGAGUGGAUUGUUAUUGCUUACAUUUUCACAUCAGCAGUUGAGAAAAUUCGUGAGAUUUUUAUGUCAGAGGCUGGGAAGAUUAAUCAGAAGAUUAAAGUGUGGUUCAGCGAUUACUUCAAUAUCAGUGACACAGUUGCCAUUGUCACUUUCUUCAUUGGGUUUGCGUUAAGAUUUGGAGCAAAGGGGAAUUUUGGAGAAAACACUUACAGAGAAAAUUAUGUCUUUGUUGCUGGAAGAAUAACAUACUGUCUCAAUAUAAUUUUUUGGUAUGUGCGAUUACUGGAUUUUCUAGCUGUAAAUCAACAGGCUGGCCCUUACGUUAUGAUGAUUGGGAAAAUGGUGGCCAACAUGUUUUACAUAGUGGUGAUUAUGGCACUGGUACUGCUUAGUUUUGGUGUUCCCAGGAAGGCCAUAUUGUAUCCUGACGAGGCACCCUCUUGGACUCUUGCUAGAGACAUUGUGUUUCAUCCAUACUGGAUGAUUUUUGGUGAAGUGUAUGCCUAUGAAAUUGAUGUAUGUGCAAAUAAUUCUGAUGAAAAAGUUGCUCAUCUCUGUGGCCCAGGAACAUGGUUGACCCCGUUUCUUCAAGCUGUCUACCUCUUUGUACAAUACAUAAUUAUGGUUAACCUCCUUAUCGCAUUUUUCAACAACGUGUAUUUACAAGUCAAGGCAAUUUCAAACAUUGUGUGGAAGUAUCAACGCUAUCAUUUCAUUAUGGCUUACCAUGAAAAACCUGUUCUGCCUCCACCACUUAUUAUUCUGAGCCACAUGGCUUCCCUGUUCUGUUGUAUAUGUAAAAGAAGAAAGACAGACAAGACUUCAGAUGGGCCAAAACUCUUCCUGACAGAAGAAGAUCAAAAGAAACUUCAUGAUUUUGAAGAGCUCUGUGUUGAGAUGUAUUUUAAUGAAAAAGAUGACAAAUUUCAUUCUGGAAGUGAGGAGAGGAUUCGAGUCACAUUUGAACGGGUGGAACAAAUGUGCAUUCAGAUAAAGGAAGUUGGUGAUCGUGUCAACUACAUAAAGCGGUCGUUGCAGUCUUUAGAUUCACAGAUUGGCCACCUACAGGAUCUCUCUGCUCUAACUGUGGAUACUCUGAAAACACUGACUGCACAGAAAGCUUCAGAAGCUAGCAAGGUUCAUAAUGAAAUCACACGGGAAUUGAGCAUUUCAAAACACUUGGCACAAAACCUCAUUGAGGAUGGCUCCCUAAGAUCUUCUGUGUGGAAAAAGCACAGCAUCGGAAACGUCUUUGGUUCUUUUUCACAAGGAGGCCUUGAAAGUAAUAAUCCUUUACUUUGUAACAUUUCUAUACGAGAUGAAAAAGAAGCUCAGCGUAAGACCAUUGGUCAGGAGUUAGCUCCAGUUCCCCGAAGAGAAGAAACAAACUUUCAAGAGGCAGGUUCCUCAGGCAGUGCCUUAUUUUCAAGUGCUGUUCCCCCUCCAGAACUCCGCCAACGAGUACAGGCUGCAGAGAUCUCAAAAUCCGUUAGUAAAAGUAAAAAAUUAGGCAAUUCAUCCAACAGCAUGCCACAUGUAACAUCCCCAACAGCUAAAUUUUUUGUUAGCACUCCAUCUCGGCCCAGUUGCAAAAGUCAGCUGGAUUCUUCAGCAAAGCAUGAAGAGACUGUUUUCUCUAAGGCUACAGAAGGAGAUAAUAAUGUAGAAUUUGGUGCAUUUGUGGGUAAGUAUAAAAAAGUAGAUUCUGAAUGUCCUGAAGUCAUUAUUAGCUGCUCUUAUCCUCUUGCUUCUGGCUCUGCUUGCCUUGCUUUCACCCAACCUUGUGUUGAAAAUGGAGGAUACAUUAAUUGUGGUUUUAUUCAUGAUGAGAGUGACACUAAUGAUAACUACAGCUGCAGAGUUGACAAAUGUGAUCACCAGUCCUCUGUCAACUUACGGAAGAACAACCCCCAAACGAAGUUCUGUUUGUCAACUGGCGACUUGACAUCAACAGUCAACUGUGGUGGCUCACAUGGAAAAUUGAAUAUUAAAGAUGAACUUUCCAAAAGGCAGCAUGUCCCUGCAAUGGAACUACAAACCCAAGAUUUAUGUUCUAACAGCCUUAUGGGACUACUUCAUAAACUGUGGACCAAAUCUAAGCCACAAGGUCACAGAGACAGCAUGGAGUUACAGCGGUUUAAAGAGGCAACAAGCAAAAUUAAAGAAAGAAGUGCUGAUAUUGAGGAACAACAGGAAGACUUCAAAAAAGCUAUAUUGGAGGGUAUAGAGACAACCAGACUUCAAGGUCUUCAAACUGACAGUGGUCUAAGACAAUCCAGCUCUUGUGGUGGGUUUGCUGACCCUCUGGCAGGCCAUUCAGAACAAUUAUAUAGCAAGAGUAGAAGAGCAUCAAGUGAAGAUCCUCAGCAAGUAGACUCCAAAGCAGCAUUACUGACGGUUUGUAUCCUCCUUUCUUCUUGUUAA
Messenger RNA from Chaetura pelagica (chimney swift), 4152 nucleotides. RefSeq names its product transient receptor potential cation channel, subfamily M, member 7 (gene TRPM7). Gene Ontology annotation, biological process: calcium ion transport; monoatomic cation transmembrane transport; protein tetramerization. Gene Ontology annotation, cellular component: membrane. The coding region runs from base 1 to 4152 and encodes 1383 amino acids. The transcript has 24 exons. The record is from RefSeq and is a predicted model, not a curated record. Gene Ontology annotation, molecular function: calcium channel activity. Lineage: Eukaryota; Metazoa; Chordata; Aves; Apodiformes; Apodidae.